CAUGGGGGCGGCUGCCGGCGGGGCCGCCCAUGACGGGGCUGUGGCCGCGGCGCCGCUGGAGCCCGGGCGCGGGCUGUCCCUGCCGGGGGGGGCUGGGAGCUCUGCGGCGUCCCAGGACAAGCUCUUCUUAAUCAAAGGUGGAAUUUUUCUAGGUACUGUUGCCACAGCUGGAAUGAUAGCAGGUUUUGGCACUACACUUGCAAUGACAAAAAAGAAGAACCCAGACUGGUUCAGUAAGGGGAUUACUGCCACAGCUGCACUACCAGAGAGUGGUUCAUCACUGGCCUUACGAGCCCUAGGGUGGGGCUCACUCUAUGCAUGGUGUGGAGUUGGACUGCUGAGUUUUGCUAUCUGGAAGGCUCUGGGCGUGCACAGUAUGAAAGAAUUCCGAAGUAAGAUGCAGUCAAUCUUUCCAGCAAUUCCUAAAAAUAGUGAGUCCAGUGUUGAAUGGGAAAACUUACUUAAAUCCAAGUGAAAGACUCAGAGCUAUUUGGAGAUGUCUCUUCCAGCAAGAACAGGAGCGGAAGUAGCAGAAAUGUCCCCUCUGGAAAACAAAGAAGACUCAAACUGAGCAAGCUACUGACUGAGUGCACUAAACCUGGGAAUGCCAGUUAACAUCCAAGAGCAAGGGAAUUCAAACCAGUUUAUACUGUACUUUUCAGCGUGUUUGGUAUAGUUGAUUCAGGAGAAAAUGAACCCUCCAAGAUAAGUUGGAUUCAACUGGAAAAAAAGACUUUUUUCAAAGACUUAGAGAAGAAACUAAUCUUGAUUAGUAAAUAUAUGAAUAUAAUCCCAGUAAACUCCUGUCCCAUCCUGCAUUUCAAGAAGAAUUUUAUUAUAUUUCCCUAGGAAACAAGAACAGUACUUCCAGUGACUUGUCCUAUUAGGAAUAUAUAUAGCCAUCAAGUCAAUCAUAACAGAUCUCUUGCUGAGCCUGAGGGUAAAGCAUAUAGUGCACUCUUCAAAAAUGAAGGACAUAUUUGAAUUUGCAACAGAAAAAGUGUCUAAAUCAUUUUUAUAUGUCUGAAGGGUAAGUUUGAAACCAAAUAUGCAAUUAGGGACCUAUGAGCUCUACCGCAGAGCAUCAAAAGAGAUCUCUACAAAGUUCACUGUUUUCUGAGUAUUAACUUUUAAAAAUUUGAUCCCACAAUAAUGAUUCUGAUCAUGCAUAUAAAAGUCUCUACUAUAUUUGUUUAUCAAUUGAAAUAGUAAGUGGAAAAGCUAUAAAAUAGUGAGACACCCAGUCAGUCCUACGCAAAUGUUUUCAGCUAAGAAAGUGUAUGGGCAGGACUAAUUUUGUGUGUUCCAGUCAUUUCUGUGCCUCUUCUAUCAGGAGAAGCAAUGUGACAUUUUCCACACUGCAGUAAUCUCAUAAAGUGUGGGUGUAAACUAGAAAGAGUAAUGUCUUACUCAAGUGUUGUAUUUACAGAAUUGAAGAUAUGUAAAACUGCAGAAGUAAAAAAAAGUGCUAUCAGUGAACUGCCCUUUGUUACUCAGUUACCAGAUUUUCUUAUUACUUGCACAAAGUCCAGUUAGUAAGUUGUCAGAUUUAAUAAAGUCUUUUUAAAACUUGUCUUUUGUGAUUUAAGUCUUUAUGUUCCUAGGAAAGAAUAUAAAAAAAGUUUUAAAUGUUGGAUGAAUAAUAGAGAAGUGUAUUUUUCCUAUGAAACAUGACACUAAAAUAAUACCUUUAAAACAAUUGAAGUGUAAUAGUUGACAUCUUUUCUAGAGCUUGAUGCUUGUAAUUCAAUAUUAAAUAAAUUGUGGUGAAUACUGCCAUCAGACACACAUGAAAAAUGGUACUAUUUUAGCAAUUUUUUUAGUUUCAUGUGAGUAGUGAUACUUGUUUUUCCUACAUUUAAGCAUAUUAGUGCUACCUACCAAGUUUAACCAGCUACCAGGUAGCUGUGUCAUUAUGGCUGGUCAAAUACUCAAGUGGACUAAAUAAAUGCAAGUUGCAUUAUUUCUCUAA
This is a messenger RNA of Sturnus vulgaris (Common starling), 1972 nucleotides long. It is a transcript of the gene TMEM242, whose product is annotated as transmembrane protein 242. The record is from RefSeq and is a predicted model, not a curated record. Lineage: Eukaryota; Metazoa; Chordata; Aves; Passeriformes; Sturnidae.